AUGACCAACUCUGCUGAGAACAAGAAGUCCUUGGGACAGUAUUUCACCAAGCACUGGAACAAGAAAAAUGUAGAUGCUGGGACCAAGCCGCAUGAAAAGGACGACGAGCCUUGGGCGCCGGAAUACCAGAUGAUAGACGAGCCCCAAUACGUCAAAGUGUCUGGUACCAAGAAGGUGGUCGCGGCAUUGCGCAACUCGUUGUCGGAGUUGACCUCAUCCAAGCCCGUUGAGCCUUCCGUCGCCAAAACUACAGCAAAUACCGACUCUGGCGUUCGUCAUUGGGAAGCUAUGGCCUCAUGGGGUGCUCAACGUUGA
Messenger RNA from Apiotrichum porosum, 315 nucleotides. RefSeq lists its product as uncharacterized. The transcript has 3 exons. Bases 1 to 315 code for a protein of 104 amino acids. NCBI's taxonomy places the organism in Eukaryota, Fungi, Basidiomycota, Tremellomycetes, Trichosporonales, Trichosporonaceae. The record is from RefSeq and is a predicted model, not a curated record.